Messenger RNA from Arxiozyma heterogenica, 3240 nucleotides. It is a transcript of the gene APL3, whose product is annotated as Apl3p. The transcript has a single exon. Gene Ontology annotation, molecular function: clathrin-cargo adaptor activity. Bases 1 to 3240 code for a protein of 1079 amino acids. Gene Ontology annotation, biological process: clathrin-dependent endocytosis; intracellular protein transport. The record is from RefSeq and is a predicted model, not a curated record. Gene Ontology annotation, cellular component: AP-2 adaptor complex; membrane coat. NCBI's taxonomy places the organism in Eukaryota, Fungi, Ascomycota, Saccharomycetes, Saccharomycetales, Saccharomycetaceae.
AUGAAUAUAGACAAAAAGAAGUCUUUUAUGGAAAACCCAAUUGGAUCGACCAAGAAUACAAUUAAAGGUUUACAACUUUUCAUAGCAGAUCUCAGAACCACCCAACAUUCACAGGAUCACGAAAAAAGAAUUAAUUAUGAAUUAGUUAAAAUAAAGAAACAAUUCGAACCAUAUGCCAAUCUAUCAGAUCCUUCUUCUUCUUCUCCUUCUAGCACCACCGCCACUGCCACUACUACUUCACUUAAAUUAGACGGAUACCAAAGAAAAAAAUAUGUAGCUAAGUUGGCUUAUAUCUAUAUCACCACAAAUACUUCAAAAUUAAAUGAAUUGUUGUUUGGAUUAGACCAAAUACUUAAUCUUAUAGAUUCGAAUCAUUAUUCUGAAAAAUUCAUGGGUUAUCUAAUACUAUCACUUUUCUUCGAACAUGAAAGGAUAAUCACACUAAUCAACCACACAAGGUUCUUACAAAGACUACUCUCUGAUCUCUCAGCAAAUAAAGAUGAUUUCACCUCUUUGGCUUUAAAUUUUAUUGGGACUGUAGGUAAUCUACACUCCAAUCUAGCAUCCAACGAAGAAAUUGUAAAUAGUGUGUUCCAAAUCAUUAGAUCUCCAACCUCAUCACAGUAUUUGAAGAAAAAAUCAACCUUAACGUUCUUAUCUUUAUUAAAAAAUAAUUUAUCUAUAUUAACAGACAAUUUCCAAAGGAAACAAAUUUGGAUCCAGAAGAUCAUUGCCUUGUUAGACGACACAGAUAAUUAUAGGGUCACUCUAACUGCAUUACCCUUAGUAGAGUAUAUCGCUUCAAAUAUCGACCCCUCAUAUUGUUUCAGGAUUGUCCCUCAAUUAACAGAUAUUUUAUAUACAUGCGUUGUUUUGGGUACAAAAGACUCAGGGAUAUAUAGAUUCCCCAUAGAAUACAAAUUUGCUAAUAUACCAAACCCUUGGCUAAUAACUAAAGUAGUUUCCCUUUUAAGCAAAUUGAUAGCACCCCCAUAUCAAGAGAUUGAUCCUCCACGUAAUAUGAAUAAGCAAUGUUUACACCCUUCAGAUCUAGACCCAGAAACUUUAAAUAAAUUAAGAAAAUGUGUAGUAGAUGCAAUUUCUUUAGGCCACAGAAAAAGUAGUGAUCCAAUAGAAAGAAUUGUACAAAAUACUGUAUUAUUCUCCCUAAUUAAAUUUGCACCUAAAUUGGAUCCAUCUAAUGAAGCAAUAAUCAAUUCAGUUAACACUCUUUGUUUAUUGUUACGAUCCUCUGAGAUUAACAUCAGAUAUUUGACUCUGGAUUCAUUGAUCCAAUUAUGUUCAGAUAGUGGAAGGGUAGCUGUUGAUACUGUAAGUAAUGAGAAUUUAGAUUUAAUUGUCCACUUAAUGAAUAACGAAAGGGAUAUGUCCAUAUUGAGAAAAACCAUCGAUUUGUUAUAUAUUUUAGCAAAUGUAGAUACUGUGAAAGUUAUAGUAGCCCAUUACUUGAAUUUUAUCUCAAAUAUGAAACAAAGUUCUGAUCCACAAGUAAAAUCGAAUGUCUCGGUUAAAAUAGCAGUAUUGAUAGAAAAAUUUGCAACAGAUCCAAAUUGGUAUAUCGAAACCUCUUUGAAAAUCUUAUCAUUAACUCCUGAUAAUUCAUUUCAUCAUGACAACAUCCAUAAUCAUUUAAAUGAUAAUAAUGAGCUGUGGUAUAGAUUAUGUCAGAUUGUAGUAAAUAAUCCUCAAUUAAGAAAGCUGACCUGUCAUAAUCUGCUUGGAUAUUUAGUCAAAAGACAUACUUCAGAAUAUAUCGUAAAGACGGCUGCCUUUUUGUUAGGCCAAUAUCCUUCCUUAAUAGUAAAGCAGAUAUCAAUAGACAAUUUAUUUUCAAUCUUUGCUGAAAAAUAUUACAGUGUAUUCAAUAUGACAAAAGCCAUGAUUUUGACCACUAUGAUACAACUAUAUAAAUUUGAACCUAAUUUAGUUGGAUCCAAAGUAAUCAAAUUUUUUCAACUGGAAUUAAAUUCAUUAGAUAUCGAAUUACAAACAAGAGCAUAUGAAUAUUUAAAGAUAAUCCAAAUUUCUAAAAUGUCUGGUAAUAUGACUUUGAUCAAUACAUUAUUUGAAACCAUGCCCUCAUUCAAUACUAAAUCAAAUCCAUUAUUGAAAAGAUUGGGUGGAUUACAACAGGACAAUCAUUCGAAUGAUAGUGAUAUAGAAUUUUCAAAAUUAACAAUAUCCAAUAAAAUAUCUUCAGACGAUUCUUCAAAAGAUGCAGAAAAUAUAGGCCCAUUUAACUCAGUUCCAAACAAUAUAAGCAUGCAACAGCCACCAUUAGUACCACUUUCAAUAAAAAGUAGGACUGCAAAAAAUAAUAGACUACCACUUCCAAUUCAAGAGAAUAACAAUAAUACCAAUGCUAAAGGAUUAAAUAAUAGGUACAUUCAACAAAUGUUGACUUCCACUUGGAAAGAAGGAUUUACUAGAAUGCUUCAACAUAAACAAGGUAUUUUCUAUUCUUCACCUUUAAUAAAAAUAUUAUAUCGUAUAACACAUAUCGAACCAUAUCAGAUAAAGAUAGGUUUCACAUAUAUUAACCAAACUGAAUGGGAUAUCACAGGUCUAUCUACUGAAUUCAUUGCUGCUCAUAUCGAAAACAAUCCUGAAUAUAUCUUCCAAAAUAUAGAAGCUUUAACAAGUUCAAAUAUUAAGCCACACAAAAGAACAGAACAGAAUGUUCAGGUUGUCAUAAGAAAACCCUUUAAUAUAGAAAAAUGUCCCUUAAUGAACGUAUAUUUUAAUUGCGGUAGUACUUCGAAUCAUACUACAUUAAAAUUAGGUAUAGCAAUAAUCUCCACUAUAAACAGUGAGAAAUUAAACUCAAACACCAUUACAAGUGUUACAUUGCCCCAAUUUAUUACACGUUGGAGAACUUUAGGAACAGCUCUCGGAAAGGAGGCAGAGUGUCAUGUGGCAAACAUAUUAAUGGUCAAUACAAAUGAAACUCAAGAAAGACAUAACUCCAUAGAAUCAAUGCUUACAAUCUUACAAACAAGAUUGAAAAGAAUUGGUAUGAACAUAAUCGAACAAACCAAUGUAUCCAAUACACUUUUUGUUGCUAGCAUCGUUCAUACCAAGACAGAUGGCAAUUUUGGUUGUUUAAUGAAAUUGCAGUGUCAACAAGAUUAUACAGUGAAUAUUACAUGUAAGACGACUCUCGCAGGUCCUUUAGCCACCUAUGUAGUAGAUUGUUUAAGAUGGAUUAUCUCAAACUAA